UAACUUAUUCGAUUAUUUCCACAUCGGAAAAUGAAGUUCAUGAAGUACGCAGUUUUCUUUUACACUUCGGUGGGCAUUGAGCCAUAUACAAUUGACUCGCGUCCCAAAAAAGUGAGCCUUUGGUCAAAUCUUCUCUUCUGGGCCAAUGUGAUCAAUUUAAGUGUCAUUGUUUUCGGAGAGAUCCUCUAUCUGGGAGUGGCCUAUUCCGAUGGAAAGUUAAUUGAUGCCAUCACUGUACUGUCCUACAUAGGAUUCGUAAUCGUGGGCAUGAGCAAGAUGUUCUUCAUUUGGUGGAAGAAGACCGAUCUAAGCAAUUUGGUCAAGGAAUUGAAGCACAUCUAUCCAAAUGGGAGAGCUGAGGAAGAGGUGUAUCGGUUGGAUAUCUACCUGCGAUCCUGUUCACGGAUUAGCAUUACCUACGCACUACUCUACUCCGUGCUCAUCUGGACCUUCAAUCUGUUCAGUAUCAUGCAAUUCCUGGUCUAUGAGAAGUGGCUUAAAAUCCGAGUGGUCGGCCAAACGUUACCAUAUUUGAUGUACUUUCCCUGGAACUGGCAUGAGAACUGGACAUAUUAUGUGCUGCUGUUCUGUCAAAACUUCGCAGGACAUACUUCGGCAUCGGGACAGAUCUCUACGGAUCUUCUGCUCUGUGCUGUGGCUACCCAGGUGGUUAUGCAUUUCGAUUACUUGGCCAGGGUGGUGGAAAAUCAAGUGUUAGAUGGCGAUUGGAACGAAAACUCACGAUUUUUGGCAAAAACUGUACAAUAUCAUCAGCGCAUUCUUCGGCUAAUGGACGUUCUCAACGAUAUAUUCGGCAUACCCCUACUACUUAACUUCAUGGUCUCCACAUUUGUCAUCUGCUUUGUGGGAUUCCAAAUGACCGUGGGUGUACCGCCGGAUAUCAUGAUUAAGCUCUCCUUGUUCCUGUUCUCGUCCUUGUCGCAGGUGUACUUGAUAUGUCACUAUGGCCAGCUGAUUGCCGAUGCGAGCUCAAGCUUAUCGCUUUCAGCGUAUAAGCAGAAUUGGCAAAAUGCUGACAUCCGCUAUCGUCGAGCUCUGGUAUUCUUUAUAGCUCGACCUCAAAGGACAACCUAUCUUAAAGCUACAAUUUUCAUGAAUAUAACAAGGGCCACCAUGACAGACCUUCUUCAGGUAUCCUACAAAUUUUUCGCUCUGCUUCGUACCAUGUACAUAAAGUAAACAUCUAUUCUUAUUUUAACUCACUUAUUGGGAUUUGUAAAAGUUAAAAAUUAUAAUGAAAAUUUAUGUACGUAAGGAUUUAAAUUAUA
Molecule: messenger RNA, 1289 nt
Organism: Drosophila simulans
Lineage: Eukaryota; Metazoa; Arthropoda; Insecta; Diptera; Drosophilidae
Gene: Or85c
Product: odorant receptor 85c
Exons: 3
Coding region: 31-1200 (389 amino acids)
Biological process (GO): detection of chemical stimulus involved in sensory perception of smell; sensory perception of smell
Cellular component (GO): plasma membrane
Molecular function (GO): odorant binding; olfactory receptor activity
Source: RefSeq, a predicted model, not a curated record